This is a messenger RNA of Ordospora pajunii, 702 nucleotides long. RefSeq names its product RNA polymerase Rpc34. The transcript has a single exon. Gene Ontology annotation, biological process: transcription by RNA polymerase III. The record is from RefSeq and is a predicted model, not a curated record. Gene Ontology annotation, cellular component: RNA polymerase III complex. Lineage: Eukaryota; Fungi; Microsporidia; Ordosporidae. Bases 1 to 702 code for a protein of 233 amino acids.
AUGCAGGAUAUCCUGGAAUUCAUAAAAAGCCAUGCCAAAGGCGUCACAGAGCAAGAAAUCACACAAAACUUCCCGCAGCUUUCAAAGAUCGAAAUUGCAAAGGAGCUGAACAUAUGUCUCAAACAACAGCAGAUAAGCCUGUUCAGAGAAAAUGGCGUUUUGCAUUACAAGUCUCUGGCAAUAAAUGGCGAUGAUUAUGAGCUGAUGAUAUACAACCUUGUAAGCCAGAGUGGAGGCGAGGGCGUGUGGCUGAAGACAAUAAAGGACAAGACAAACAUGCCACAUACUUUGAUCGGAAAGGUUCUUCGGAGCAUGGAGACAAAGAGAAUCAUCAAGUCAGUCAAGUGCCUCAAAAACAACAGGAAAAUGUAUGUUUUAUACGAUGAAACGCCGUCAGAGGAAAUAACAGGAGGAACAUGGUUCCAUGAUAACGACGUCGACUUCGAAUGUGUAUCCAAGAUCCUUGAAGUAGUGCUGCUGUAUCUGGAAAAAAACACUGUUUCUGAGGAUGGGUUGACAUUGCCUGAGUAUGAAGCAAAUCCAACACUAGAUGAUAUCUUGGAAUACAUAAGGAAAAUGAACAUAUUGUCAAUUCCGUUGAAGCGGGGAGACCUCGAAGUGAUUGCGGACAUUCUUGUAUUUGAUGGAAAAGCGGAAAAGCUAUGCUCUGAGACGAUCAAUAGAUAUCGAGUGAUCAAAUAA